AUGGCUUCAGCAAUUGUUGUAGGAGAAGGGAGACUGGCCGCAUUUGUGACAAAACUCUUGUGCUCAAAUGGUACACCAGUGGCCCUCUAUGGAACGGGUAAACCGAUGCGGGAGUCCAUUGAAGCCUUAGUUCAGGAACAUGUCGAAAAGAUUUUUCCGCUGCAAUUUAUCGAUGAUCUCAGGCAUCAGCAAGAUAUGAUAGCUCGUCUCAUGGACAAUCUACGAAUGACCGAUGACGUUUCACGACUUCAUGGCGAUGUCAUCAUUGACGCUACCCGAACUUCAAAUUCGCCGAUACUGCGAGCCGUAAGACGUUUCUUUCCUGACGCUGCAGUGAUGAGCCUAGACGGCCCUGCCCACGAUGAAAAGACGAUCUCCGUUCAUCUCUAUGAACCUUUUGAAGUCACCCGAAUCGCACAGAUCAUUCCUCCUUUACCAGCUGAUUCCACUUCUGUCGCUCGUGUGCGUUCAAUAUUGAAUAAGGCUGACGUGGCCGAAGUAAACGCUGAACAGGGAGACUUUGCAGAAAAGGCUCUGAAUGCUUUGCGUGAUGAGGAUGCGACAACUCCUCAAUUUGAACAAGUAAUCGCCUCCAUCAUCCCAAAGCGAUCCCCUAUUAAUCAGACCCAUACGGUUAUGCAUUGA
Molecule: messenger RNA, 645 nt
Organism: Haemonchus placei
Lineage: Eukaryota; Metazoa; Nematoda; Chromadorea; Rhabditida; Trichostrongylidae
Source: the annotation of a GenBank genome assembly